GCUCUGGCUGAGGCUGCCUCCUGUCCUCACAGUGCAGGAGCUGUCGGUUGGUUGGAGAGGUGGUGUUCGGCACUGGUGAAAGAAAGAGUUGACUUGGACUUUCGGGAGCUGUUGGACCCCGACAUUGAAUUUGUAUUGAUAAACAGUCUGGGCCUGAUUUGGACUGUUUGUAAUUCCCCAUUGAGAGUUUGGUUCUAGCCGUAUCGACGAGGACCUGACCAUGGAGCAGGGCAGGGAGGCCCACUGCUCUGCUGAGGAGACCUUGACCGCUGACUAUAAGAUGAUGAUGACCCUGGGCCAAGGACAGUUUUCAGAGGUUAAAUUGGCCUUUCAUGUGCCCACAGUAUCCUGUGUGGUUGUAAAAAUUCUUAGAAACAAGAAGAAGUAUGCCUCAUUUAUCAACAGUGAAGUCAGCAUCAUGAAAUCCCUUGCCCAUGCCAACAUCAUUAAAUUGUUUCAUGUGGUCCACAUUGGAGAGACCACCUACCUGGUGAUGGAGCAUGCAUCAGAGGGAGACCUGCUGCAUCACAUCCUGGAACUGGGGUCCUUAGAGGAGAGCGAGGCUCGAAGGUUGUUUAUCCAGAUAUUGCAUGCAGUGCAGUACUGUCACGAUAACUCUAUUGCUCACAGAGACAUUAAGGCCGGGAACAUCCUCCUGGACUGCAGGGGUAAUGCCAAGCUGGGCGAUUUUGGCCUUUCGGCUAAGGUCAUCCCUGAGCAGAAAUUUAGUGAUUUCUGUGGUACUCUAUAUUACUGCGCCCCAGAACUCUUUGGAGAGGAGGCCUAUGAUGGCCGUGCCACUGAUAUUUGGAAUUUAGGUGUGCUCCUCUUCCUCAUGGUCGUCGGGCACUUUCCCUUCAGAGAUAGCUCUGUUGCAGGGGUGAAACAGCAGAUCCUUGCCGCAAACUUCAAGGUGCCUCCACAUGUUUCCAUCGACAUUUUCAAUGUCAUCGUCGAACUGCUGGUCAUCAACCCUGGCAGGAGGCCCACCAUAGGCCAAAUCAUGAGGCGCCCCAUGGUCAGGAACAGUGAGGCUCGGUCACCACCUACUUCCACACAGCUCUCCCAGGCACCCCAAGCCCUAGCAUUGUCAAGGCCAUGACAGUCAUGGGGUAUAAAUCUGAAGAAAUCAUUGAGUCUCUGAGAGACCAGAAAUACAACCAGGUGAUGGCCACUUACCUAAUUCUACAGCACCAGUCACCUGGGGGAGACUGCUACCAUCAC
Peromyscus eremicus (cactus mouse) is the source of this 1224-nucleotide messenger RNA. RefSeq names its product sperm motility kinase X-like. NCBI's taxonomy places the organism in Eukaryota, Metazoa, Chordata, Mammalia, Rodentia, Cricetidae. Gene Ontology annotation, cellular component: cytoplasm. Gene Ontology annotation, biological process: intracellular signal transduction; microtubule cytoskeleton organization; protein phosphorylation. Gene Ontology annotation, molecular function: tau-protein kinase activity; protein serine/threonine kinase activity; ATP binding. The record is from RefSeq and is a predicted model, not a curated record.